ACGAGCCUGCGCCGUGCUCACUAGGAAGUGCGGAGAAAUUUAUGCGCUUUUUUCAGCUGAGUUGGCUCAUGUCAACUGCAGGCGGUUGUUGCAGUAACUAUUUAUAUCCACCGUGAGAUAAAUUGUUCCCAAAGUACGGAAAAAAUAACCAGGCCGAGGCGACGCUUCACACCUUUUAAAAAUGCCCCGGAGAAAGAGGACCGCAGGCAGCAGCUCGGACGGGACGGAGGACUCGGAUUUUUCCGCCGACCUCGAGCACGCCGAAGCUUCCGAGAGCGCGCACCGGCGCAGCAGCACGCGCCUGACUCGCGCGUCCCUGCGCCUCAGCCAGAGCUCACAAGAUAACUGCAGCUCAUUACGCAGCAGCUCUCCCGCGGCUCCUGACGAAGGCCUGGAUUCAGCAGCCGAGUCGGCGGCGGCAGCAGCGGCUGUGGCAGCCUCGGUCUUCUCCUCCGGACGCAGGAUCACGCGCAGCCAGCAGGGGGUGGCAAACACCACAGCCAAAAAAUACCCGUUGCGUCAGAGCAGGUCGUCUGGCUCGGAUACCGAGGCUAACGACAUAAAGCAGGGAGCAGACCGGGACGAGACGCCUCCUCGCACUCCAACAGGCAACGCCCCGUCCUCAGAGUCAGACAUCGAAGUCUCCAGCCCGAGCAACGACCUCGUGUCUUCUAGCAACGACAUUGUAGUUUCACAAGAGGAGGACGAGAGGUUGGCGAAAGAGCUGUCGCUCAAAGAGGCCGCCGCCCACGAUCUCUCCCACCGGCCCAAACGACGGCGUUUCCAUGAGAGCUACAACUUCAACAUGAAGUGUCCCACACCUGGCUGCAACUCACUGGGCCAUCUAACAGGGAGACAUGAGAGACAUUUCUCCAUAUCGGGGUGCCCUCUGUACCACAACCUCUCUGCUGACGAAUGCAAGGGAAAAGCGUCGACGCGAGACAAACAGGCCGACGAAAGGACGCUGUCGCACCGCCAGGACGAGAACAGACACUCCACAAGAAGCCAGGCCCCGACAGAGCGGCAGCUGCGCUACAAAGAGAAGGUGACGGAGCUGAGGAGGAAGAGGAACACUAGCCUCAAUAAGGAGCAGAAAGAGAAGUACAUGGAGCACCGUCAGAGCCACGGGACGAGCCGGGAGCCGCUGCUGGAGAACAUCACCAGCGACUACGACCUCGAGCUGUUCAGGAAAGCGCAGGCACGUUCCUCGGAAGACCUUGAGAAGCUCCGUCUGGCCGGCCACGUGUCGGAGGGCAGCAACAUGAUAAAGACCAUCGUGUUCGGCCGCUACGAGCUGGACACGUGGUACCACUCCCCGUAUCCGGAGGAGUACGCCCGCCUGGGGAGGCUCUACAUGUGCGAGUUCUGUCUGAAGUAUAUGAAGAGCCAGACCAUCCUGCGCCGGCACAUGGCCAAAUGUGUGUGGAAACAUCCUCCGGGCGACGAGAUCUACAGGAAAGGGAACAUCUCCGUCUUUGAGGUGGACGGAAAGAAGAACAAGAUUUACUGUCAGAACUUGUGUCUGCUGGCGAAACUCUUCCUGGACCACAAGACGCUGUACUACGACGUCGAGCCUUUUCUCUUCUACGUCAUGACUGAAGCCGACAACACGGGCUGCCACCUGGUCGGAUAUUUCUCCAAGGAGAAGAACUCCUUCCUGAACUACAACGUGUCCUGCAUCCUCACCAUGCCGCAGUACAUGAGGCAGGGCUACGGCAAGAUGCUCAUAGACUUCAGUGAGUACAGACGCUGCGUCAUGAAUCUGUUCCAGCCCUCAGUGCUGGAGAUGUUUGCAGUCUUAUCUAUGUUCACAGAAAUCAGCCAGGAAACAGCAGUGAACCCGGUGGAUAUUGUCAGCACACUGCAGUCCCUCCAGAUGCUCAAGUACUGGAAGGGAAAGCACCUGGUUCUCAAGAGACAGGACCUCAUCGACGACUGGAAGGCCAAGGAGACCAAACGUGGCAACGGAAAGACCAUCGACCCCACAGCCUUAAAAUGGACCCCGCCUAAAGGGACGUAAAGGACCUUCCCGUUCACACUCCAGACCCCGAGAAACACACACACACACAAACCGACAGAUCCUUCUCCGUACACUGGCAUGCUCACAGACCCUGAGCCUAAAACCCUCACACACUCCUGUACUAAACGCUUUCAGCAGCUACAGUAACUUACAGUCCGCCGUUCCUCUGGGUUCAAGCAGCCGCUGAGACGGUCUAAGUUGGGUUCAAGUUGUUCUCUGUUCUGCACACAGUUUACUUUUCUGAGGCCUUCGAGCUUCUGCAGUAACGCAGCAGAUGUCCACAGUGACGCUAAAAGUAGAUUUUUUUUCCAGAUGACCAAGUCAAACACUUUGCUGGUUUGUUUUCACGUCUACUAUUCGUCAUCAGGAUUCAGACCCGACUGGAAUCCGGCUCCCACUGGGAACCAACACGUUUAGACUUUUUCUGAUUGUGGCCCGAAACCAAACCAGUUCUCUGUUGACUGAAAAGCCUCAAAGGACGACUUCCAAAAGAAGUAAACACUUGAAACAUAUUGUAAUAUGAAAAGUAACAGCUAAUCUAUGACUGAUUAGUAACAAAU
Molecule: messenger RNA, 2580 nt
Organism: Stegastes partitus (bicolor damselfish)
Lineage: Eukaryota; Metazoa; Chordata; Actinopteri; Pomacentridae
Product: histone acetyltransferase KAT7-like
Exons: 14
Coding region: 182-2020 (612 amino acids)
Biological process (GO): regulation of transcription by RNA polymerase II
Cellular component (GO): nucleus; histone H3-K14 acetyltransferase complex; chromatin
Molecular function (GO): chromatin binding; histone H3 acetyltransferase activity; transcription coregulator activity
Source: RefSeq, a predicted model, not a curated record